Neodiprion fabricii is the source of this 3356-nucleotide messenger RNA. RefSeq lists its product as uncharacterized. The record is from RefSeq and is a predicted model, not a curated record. Lineage: Eukaryota; Metazoa; Arthropoda; Insecta; Hymenoptera; Diprionidae. The transcript is spliced from 4 exons. The coding region runs from base 651 to 2018 and encodes 455 amino acids.
CACUGGAUUGUUUCGGAUUGUUAUAUUCUUCAGCCAAUGCGCGUAAAAAUAUCAGUAAAACUAUAAAAUAUUAAAACAUGUCAAUUAUGUUAUUCCCUUUAUUAAUUUCCUCGCUCCAAUAUUGUAGUAUCAAGUUAUUGAUUAAAAUAUUCAAGUGUAAAAACUAUUGAACAUCGAAAAGAAAGAUUUGAAUUUUCACGGACAGCUGCCAUCCUAGAAUGCGUGAUGUACGAUUAAUAAAAACUUUUACAUGUAUUACGCGUUAUAUUACUCACGUAUUAAGACAUAUUUUACACCUCAAGUUUCACGAACUUCAAUGAACUGCCAGUGACAAUUUGUAACUCUUGAAUAAGAACAAGUAAAAGCGGAAAAAUGAAGUAACUGGAUACCUCAGUGUCGCCCGUUCUGCGCCUUAUUUUCAUACGGCCCUGAUACAUUCCCCCCACUUCGAUCGAGGCGGCCAAGCUCAGCGAGCAUCGCGUUCGCCAUUUCCGAACAAGUUGUGGAUCCAGAAUUUAAUGAAAAUAAUCGCGUUUCCGGGCUUGUUCAAGUGCGUUCGAGGCGUAUAAGCAAGGACUGAAUGCUUGUUAUUGAUCACGUUUGUUUUAAUGGCCAAAAAUCCGCUUCUGAAGGUAAAAUAGAGAUACCAGAUGGCAGGUAUUUCUCCAACCGAUCGCGAGACGGAGGCUAGCGAGGUCCUCUAUACAUUGUUGUCUGUCGAACGCAUCAAAGAUGCUGGUAAAAGUAUCGAGGAAACUUCAAAGACGGAAGAUAAUGCCUCUCCUAGUACAAUCCAGAAGAAACAACAUCGGAUUGUUAAGAAAUCUUCCAACACCUUGAAAAAAAGUAAUACCAAAUCUCAAAAGGAGCCCGGUAAAACGAUUGAGGACCCACCUUUUGCAUUAAAAAAUGAAGAAGCAGAUGAGAUAAUGAAUUUAAAUGCUGAUGAUGCACUUGUUAUCAACAGCUCAGAACAAGAGCACGAGUUGACGUGUGACGAAGCAGAAAAGCAUAGAAAAACAAUCCCAAAGAAGAAGUGUGGGACUAAGAGAAAACAAAAACGAGUUAAAUCGGAAGGGGAGCCUAGCUUCGAACCGACACGCCUUGAGGACAACGCGGUUCAAGUAUUGGAGCGGUUUAAACGCGGCUGUGAGUGCCAAGAUGACCAGUGCUUCAAGGGACUGAAUCCAGAAUUUGUUUACCGUCACAGAUUGAACAUCGCGGAGCUGACUAAAGCUGAGCACGACAUGUACUUGAUGGGAGUGACGAUGGCCUGCCUAACGAACCCGUCGCUGACAGCGAGACACACGGAAAGACGAAGGCUGAGGGCGCAGUAUGUUUAUCAGGGUCGCCGAGUAUGUUUGGAUGCCUUUUUGUACCUGGAAAACUGCACUCACUACCAGAUAAAGAGGAUCAGAAAGCACCUUGUCACCCAUGGAGUGACGCCUCGGGUUCACGGGAACCAUGGAAAAGUUCCACACAACACUUUCUCGCUUGAUAUAUACAAAAUAGCGACGGAGUUCCUGAAGAGCUUUAUAAGCAAGCAGGAGGCGAAGCAGGAGGCGAAGCAGAAAGCCAGCGCAAAGCAAGGACCGCUUCACCUCGCCUCCGACAUGACGCGGAAGACGGUCCAUGACUUGUACAGCAAGUACUGCAGAAAGUUGUCACCCAGCAUAAAAGUUAUGGGAUAUUCAACGUUCAGGAGAUUCAUGAAGGUUCAGUUUCCACAAGUGAAAUUUGCCAAGGUUGAAUUUGUAGUCAAGGGACAAGUCAGUCACAAUCAAAAUUCCGCGAAAGGCGGCGCAGAGGAAAGAGACAAUAAGGAUAAGUCUGUGGGGAAAAACGACCUUCUUCCGCUGGUCAUUGCUGAUGCUACAGUUGAGCAAAAUGGCGCAUAUCUUUUAACUCCUGUCAAUAAACUGCAAGAAGGAGUCAGCUAUCAGCUCACUUCAGAUGGAUUUUUGGUCAAGAGUUCAGCCGCGCAAUUUACUGUAGCCAAUAAUCGUUGUCCUGAGUGAUAGACUUCGAAGAUUUAUUCAGCAGCCUAUUAAAUUCAGAGUAAUCACUUUCUGGAAAAUCAUGGAAAACAUGGAGCUCUCAAUAAAUUAUUGAAAUAAUCAGGAAACUUUUUUUUAUGCAACUCUUGAAAUAACGAAUUUAAGACAGCAAAAAAUUUGUUUUUCCACUUAAUUUUUUUUUUCGUCUCCACACGAACGCCGCGUAUCCGACAUUUACAUUAGUUUCGAUAAUUCUAAACAAAAUACAAAAUCUUCAGAACACUGUUUUUAACUGUUUUGAAAAUUCACAUUUUAAGGUGAUGUCUGCGAUGCACUUGCUAAACUUCUAAAAACAUGGAAUUCUCAGAGAGGAAUUAUGAUUUCACAUUUUAGUAGACACUCAGACAUUUUAUUCCCAGCCUUUGAUAACACUUAGGUAUGUAUUAUAAAAUUGCAAGGGUGUUCAACUUUCACGCCUGGUCUUCACGCUACGAUUAUGUUGGUAUGAUUAUGUCAAUCAAUGAUAAUACGCACGUGUAGCUGAAACAAUAUGGAAGUAUACGUAAACAUAAUCAUACCAUAAUCAUAGCACGUAGAUUGGGCAUAACCGAUUAAUUAAAACAUAGAUAAAUUGAGGGCUGGUUAACCAAUUAAUCGAAAUAACGAUAAAUCGAAAGGGUCGAUUGAUCGAUUAAUUGGAAAACUGAUAAUUUGGAAGAGCCGAUUUAAUUGAUUAAUCCAAGCCGAUUUAUUGGAAAACUGAUCAUUUGGAAGAGCCGAUUUAAUUGAUUAAUUAAAGACGAUUUAUUGGAAAACUGAUAAUUUGGAAGAGCCGAUUUAAUUGGUUAAUUAAAGCCGAUUUAUUGGUUGAUCGUGCAGUCCUACUAUUUGUACAAAAUAGUUAUUGAUGAUAAGAGAUAUAAGACGUACCAAACUAACUUGUGUAAUGUUAAGAUUGCAAAUUACGAACCAUAUAUUUCAUUUGUUUGCCUGUAUUAAAAAUUCAUUAUUGGAAUAUGUGGAAAAAUGUCAACUAAAAGUGCUCUGUAAUUGUUCAUAUUUGUCUGUUUCGCUCAAUUUUCAUCAUGCUAAUGCAUGAAAUCCAAAAUCCCCUGCAUUCAAGGGAAAACUGUGUAUGAACUUUUUUCGGGAAAGGGGAAUUCGGUGUCAGAUUUUCAGAAUUGUGAGUAGUAAAUCCCAUAUGGUGGAUCAAAAUUCAAAAGCAUCUUGAUUUGAUUGAAACUCGAGCUAACUAAAGAUACUCUAAUUUCAUCAAUUUUAUGAAUGUGACAAUAUGAACUCUACGAACAUAUCCUUCAAGUCGUAUGCUGUUUAUUUGUGUCCAGAAAAUUGUGUUUU